Molecule: messenger RNA, 1287 nt
Organism: Lolium rigidum
Lineage: Eukaryota; Viridiplantae; Streptophyta; Magnoliopsida; Poales; Poaceae
Product: putrescine hydroxycinnamoyltransferase 1-like
Exons: 2
Coding region: 1-1287 (428 amino acids)
Molecular function (GO): acyltransferase activity, transferring groups other than amino-acyl groups
Source: RefSeq, a predicted model, not a curated record
AUGAAGGUGGAGGUGCUGAACUCAACGCUAGUGGCGCCCAGCGAGGAGACGCCGCGGACUGGGCUCUGGCUAUCCAACCUCGACCUCGCAGGCCACCGUUCGCACAAGCCGCUUGUUUACUACUACCCGGCCCCGACGCCAGGCAACAAAGACGGCGCGGACUUCUUCUCCCCCGACCGGCUCAAGGCGGCGCUAGCCAGGGCGCUGGUGCCGUUCUACCCACUGGCUGGCCGGCUACACGUCGACGAGGGCGGGCGGCUGCAGAUCAACUGCAAUGGGGAGGGAGCGCUCUUCGUCGUUGCGAGGGCAGACUUCACCGGGGAAGACCUGUUCCAAAACUACCAGCCCUCGCCGGAGGUGAGGCGUAUGUUUGUUCCGUCCGCGUCGUCAAGCGACGACCCGCUCGCUGUUUUUCAGGUGACAUUCCUCAAGUGCGGUGGAGUUGUGUUGGGCACAGGAAUUCACCACAUGUCCAUGGACGGCAUGGGUUCGUUCCACUUCAUCCAGACGUGGACUGGGCUUGCGCGUGGUCUAAACAUCUCUGAGGCGUGCCCUUUGCCACCAAUGCAUGAUCGCACUCUCCUCCGUGGGCGCUCGCCACCGCACGUGGACUUCGACCAUCUGUUCUACUCCCCAGCAUACCUCACCGGCCUUCCACGCCCAUAUGUCACCCGAGUCUACUCGGUAUCUCCGAAACUACUUGAAAAUCUCAAAUCCCGGUGCGCACAAGGCGUGUCCACCUACGGUGCUAUUACCGCCCACCUCUGGCGCUGCAUGUGUGUGGCUCGUGGGCUUGAGCCGUGCUCCGACACCCGGCUCCGUGUGACGGCCAACGUUCGUCACCGCUUGCGCCCGCCCCUCCCGCGCCACUUCUCCGGUAACGCCAUCCUGCGAGACCUCGUCACCAUCAAGGUGGCUGACAUCCUAUCCCAACCAUUGGGGUUUGUGGCUGAUGCGAUCAGGAAGAGGGUGGAGGACAUCAACGACGCAUAUGUGCGGUCGGUUAUUGACUUCGUAGAGCUGGAGUUGGAGAAGGGUAGCCUCCAAGCGGCGCCGGGGCAUCUCAUGCCGGAGUCGGACCUGUGGGUGGUGAGCUGGCGCGGGAUGCACAUGUAUGAUGCUGACUUCGGUUGGGGGGCGCCUCGGUUCGUAGUGCCAGCAGAGAUGUUUGGCAUCGGAACAGCAUACGUGAUGCAACACUCUGACAAAGACGAUAGCAUCGCUGUGAUGUUCUCGCUGGAACCCCGGUAUGUGGAGUGCUUCGAGGAUGUUUUCUACAAGGGCUGA